Messenger RNA from Suillus clintonianus, 627 nucleotides. RefSeq lists its product as uncharacterized. The record is from RefSeq and is a predicted model, not a curated record. The coding region runs from base 1 to 627 and encodes 208 amino acids. NCBI's taxonomy places the organism in Eukaryota, Fungi, Basidiomycota, Agaricomycetes, Boletales, Suillaceae. The transcript is spliced from 4 exons.
AUGAAUACUGGCAAGCGGAAACGCCUCUCCACAAUAACCACGGGUGCGCGAGACAGGAUCGUCAAAGACUACCAGAGCAACCCUGACUCAAAGUUAACAGCCAAGACACGGCAACUCCUUGCAGAGGCAGCACUCGAAGCUGGCCGGACAUCAGCCAGGGACUCUGCACGUUCUCCUGAGUAUGAGAAUUGGGACCAUGCCAACUAUGAUGAGAAUGGGGCCGAGGCUGAUGAUACCGACACUCAACACAAUGAUGGCGGUGAGGACGACGAGGGUGAUGUUGCAACUGUAGGACAAGAUGCUCUCAGUGCCACUCACGCACAAGUAAUUUUUUGUUUGCAAGGCAGGAAGAAUUUGCGACAUCGAGCCCCUCGUACUCGUCUCCUACGCAAUCAACAGAUGCAUGCUGCAUGGUCCCAUCAAAUGACGGACCUGGUUGAUGCCUUUUUGUCGUGGAAGUACCAGGGCGUUCAAACGAGUGAUAUACCAGGGUCUAUAUUUCAUGUUACGAGUGUCGGCAUCACAAGUUUUCAUAGCCUUCAACCAAUCCACCAGAAGCUAGAUGAGCCUGCCAAUGUUUCCUUGAUCAAAGCCGGUGAGCGAAAGAAAUUCCGUGUAGCCUGUUAG